Dromaius novaehollandiae (emu) is the source of this 6877-nucleotide messenger RNA. RefSeq names its product natural killer cell cytotoxicity receptor 3 ligand 1 (gene NCR3LG1). The record is from RefSeq and is a predicted model, not a curated record. Lineage: Eukaryota; Metazoa; Chordata; Aves; Casuariiformes; Dromaiidae.
CAUGUGGGCGGGGAAGAGGCAAGUGCUGAGGAGGAGGGAGUGUUCCUGCUGCUACCACCCCUGGGCCCAGCGGAAGCAGCAACAGUGCCGGGCCAUGGAGCGCCCCAUCCCCUGGCUGCUGCUGUGGGUCUGCGGUGGGCUCCCGCCAGCCGAGACCCUGAAAGUGCAAAUGAGCACUAAGCCAGUGAUGUUCUUCCUGAAUACAAGUAUCUCUAUACCAUGCUUGAUCUCUGAGUACAGUACACCACAGCUGGAUAUCAACAGUAUGAGAAUCACCUGGUAUUUAAAAACCCAAGAUACAGACCAGGAAAAAAUACUGUUUACAUUUAUAGCUGGAAGCCACCGUCCUUUUUGAGUUGGAUCUUACAUGUUAGAGAGUGAAAUAAAAAAAGGCAAUGCUGCCCUAUUUGUGACACAAAUACAGCUGGAGGAAACAGGACUAUAUAGAUGCCAAGUCACUGUCACUCCUGAUGACGCUCAAGGAACAGCUUCUUUGGAGGUAGUUGGUAAGUCAUUUGAUAAUAGCAUUUCUCAGCCAUCUGUCAGCCUGUAUCCAAAUGAAGCUACAGUAGAAAGUGGCAAGGAGAAGACCUUGACAUGUGAAUAUCCACAUUCACUUGACAUCAUGUGGAUUAAGAUUUCAAAGGAUAAUCAGAUUACUACUGUGAGAGGAGAAGAUAUCUGUAUAGAACCCUCUGUCGAAAACGAUGAUGGCACAUUUAACAGCACCAGCAAAUUAAGGGUGCAACCAUCUUUGCAAGACAAUGGAAACAUUUAUAGAUGUGUUGUGAACCACAGAUCAUUGACUGACAUCAUACUUCUGGAUGCUACCUUGACUGUCACAGUUCCUCCAAAAAUAAUACCAUUCAGGGGAAGCUUAGAAGUGAAGCAUCUGGAAGAAACUGUUUUGACUUACCGUAUUAUGGGCUUUUGUCCCAAACCAAUAACCAUGAACUUUUAUCUAAAGCAUCCACAAGAGAGAAAGGUGAAAAUUUUCUCCUGGUGUAGUGUACAAUGUGAUGCUGAAAGAGAGGAAGCAAUUCCCCUACAGGAUCAAAAGGAUCAGAAGGCUUUUAAAUUUCAGAUGCAUGUGGAAAAAGACAAAAAUGGCACUUUCACUGUUCCAUGCACUCUUCGUGUAUCUCCAAACACACGUGAGCAUAACAAGGCAGAGCUUUCAGUUGAAGUUAUUUGUGACACACUCAAAUCACAUCCUCUUGAACAAACAACACCACUCAAUGUCAUAGCUCCAAUAGCAUUGGAUUCAGUGCAGUGUUCUACAGACAAGCCAACUGCUGAGGAGUCCUUCACUCUAACUUGCAGAGCCCAUUCAUUCUUUCUUGAAACAAUUGAACUUCACUGGUAUAAAGAUGAAGAGCAACUCUCAGAAGGAACCUUCACAAGUGUUGUGACAAAGGGUUCGGAUGGGCUUUUCUUCUGCAACAGUGGAUUAGAAGUCAUUCCCAGCAUAGAAGAUUUCGGGAAAAGAUUUGUGUGCAAAGCUAAACUCAGAGGAUCACACCACUACAAAGACUCAGCUUGGCAGCUUGAAAAUAUGGCUAAGUUAAAGCUUUAUUAAAUUUCCAUUAGUAGCAUGAAAUCUCUGUACCUGUAACAGAGAUGGCCUUCUUUCAAAAGGUCAGUUGCCAUCCCUUUGUCACUUUAUAACACUCAGCAGUUCAUCAUAGAUGAAUAGAGACAAUCCAAGGCAAAAAGUCAAAGGCACUACUAAAGCCAUAGAGAAUUGCAUAAAAAAGAAGUUACUGUUGCUGAAGCUUUACCCAUGGAUAAAUUUCAGCUUAAUGCUGUGGCUACAUUAGGAAGACAGGUGUAAUUUUCAGCACUUUAACUAACGCAGUUAAAAGUGAGAAUAUACAAGACAGUUUUGGCAUUUGGGCACCCAGGGUCAAUUUCAGUUAGCAAACGUACUAAAAAUACAUCUUGCCUUGCCCAUACUAUGAUUUUACCACCUGAGCAAUCCUAUUAAGUUGUCUGUGUGUAGGGAGGCUGUCUCUCUCAGGUAUAGGUAUGAACUAUCUAUCCUAUACCUGGUCUAGAUUAGGAUCAGUACAUCCUGUUUUCUUUCCAGCACAUUAGAUUUCUUCCUUCAGAUUUUCUUUGAAUAUCCCAUUUUAUUACCAAAAUGCCUCUUCUGAUGUCAGAUUUCUAAACAAAACUGCAUCCGUGCAGUUGUUUUUAAAAACUAUUUCCCUCUGAUACCUACAACACCACCAUCAAAAACACCCUAUCAUACAGAAACAGGACAUGUUUAAUUUUUCAAAGUGUUUUUCCUGGAAACUUUUUUUACAUAAAUUAGAAGAACAUACUAGUAAAUAGAACACACUUCCCUGGAAGUAGUACUUCCUGUUUCUGUGAGAUUCUCAGAAUUUCCACCUCUUGAGUUUCUCUCUUUCAGUAUUACUCUGGUUUUCAUUCCUGUCUUCAUCUAACCUUCCUCAUAUAGUCACUGUUAUCAUGCCACUGAGAAUGAACAGACAGAUGUUUGGAAACACAGUGGAAAAAUCUGCUCUUUUGCUUCAGUGUUCUUUCAGCUUUGUGAAAAUGUUACAUUCUUUCUUUUUGCUGUUUUACUUGCAGUAUGCAAACCACAAAUCUCAGAAAUUGUGUGCACACCCCAAAUCCCUGAGUAUGGAAAGCCUAUCACAUUAUCCUGCAUGGUGACAAGUUUCUUCCCUGCAUGCUGUCAGAUAUACUGGAUGAGAGGUUUUGAAAGAUUCACAGCUGCUGAAGUUAAAACACAAGGUCCCUGGCUGAUGGCAACAAAACUUUAUUACAAAGAAAGCCAAGUCACAUUUACACCUAAACAAGACGACCAUGCUGCACAGUUCACUGUUGAAGUUGCACAUUGCAGCAGUACUACAAGAAAGUCCUAUUCUCUCAACUUGAAAGGUUUUCCAAAAGUUACAGAUAUUGUCCUUAGUCCAAGUGAGCCAGAGUAUGGAGAACUCGUCUUUACUCUGUAAAGUGAGUGAUUUCUGUCCCGAAGAUACUAAAUUCCAGCAGUUACUAGAAGAGGAGGUAAUCAAACAAGAGCUACUGCACAACUCAAGUAACUCCUUGCCCCUAAACUCUGUGCUUCAAAUAACACCGACAGCUUCCAUGUUUGGCAAAAAAAUUUCAUUCAAAGUAAUGUAUGAAGCCCUGGAAAAACCCAUCACAAAAGAUAUAUUUUUAAGACUUCCAGCAAAGUCCCCUGUUGUCUCAGAGAUAAGAAAAAUUCCUUCACAAACCAUAGCCAAGAAGACUGCCUGUCUUGAAGUUUUCAUUUCAAAUUUUGUACGUAAGGACAUCAGAAUCAUAUGGUAUAAAGACUGGACAGAGCUAUCUGAAACCAACCAAGUUACUAAAACUGAAAUCGGACAAAAUGGAUUAUAUUUUUGCAUGAGCAAACUACAGGUUUCUACAAAGGCAUCAGAGAAUAUUAAAGUAAUAAGAUGUGAGGUUAUUCAUCCAGCAACUCAGUGCUGUGUAGAGAGAGCCUUUCUGCUGAGUCCUGCAGGUAAAUUGUAUUGUUUUAUUUUUGGUUUGUUAUCUGCUAAAGGAUAGUCUGAGUUUGCAUACUAAUUUGCAAAUACUCAAACCUAUUUCAGUAUGGCUGAAUAAUGGCAUAAGAUAUUCCUCAAAGCUAUUAAAGGUAUUGGAGUCUUAUCUAAAGAAGAUUAGACCUCUAAAUAAGUAUUUCUGUAUGUCAGAAUAAUGUGGAAGUUAUCUAGUUUUCUAUCCCAGUUAUGCACUGAAUGAGCUAUAGCCAAUCCUUAAACUUCAAAAAUUAACUAAGAGAUCUUUCCCCUUGUAACUCACUAAGGAUCAACUCACACCUUUCAGCUAAUGCUGACCAGUGCUUGUUGUAAGCUCUUUCAGAAAGUGAGAUGUGAGUGCCUGCACUCCACUUUAAAAGUCUAGAUGCAGUUCAGAGAAUGUAAUUCUAAUUAAAGUCAGUAAAAAGACAUCUAUUGAAUUUAACAUACUUUGACUCACAGAGAAACUACUCCAAUGUGAAAACCAGUGAUUGCUAAAUAAUAUGGAAUGAGAAUAUACUGUUAAAAAUGUUGCAGAGUGGUAUAAAUUUGGUAUUACUUUUUUAAAUGCAAGAUUGUGCAUUUUUCUAUUGAUACAUUAGCUCCCUUUACAAUAAGUCAGUAUAAGAUUACUAUUGUAAGAAAUUGUAUUUCUUCCUACUUUGUAGCAGGAUUUAAGAAGGCUGCUAAUAAAUCGUGUCUGACUGCAAAUGGGUGCCACACAGAACCCUUGAAGAGUAAGAAUUACUUUUAAAACAAAGCAAAGUUAUAAAGGCCAUUCUAAUGACAACAAUCCAGAGCAUAUUUUUCACCUCACCAGGCAAACAUUAUCAGAAGGUAUGAGAAGAGGGAGAAUGGCUUAUGCAGUAAGUUCACGCCUAUUAUCUCCUACAAGGCUCUUAAUUUGCAUAGAAGGGCAGAAAUAGGCAGGAUGUGUAUUGACCAUCGCUAAUACAGAGGAUUUGUCUACAUAUUAACACUAGUAGUUGUUACACAAAGACUUUUUGCAGCAGAAGGCACCUGAGGGAGGCAGUGAGGGAUCUCUAGCAGUCCAGACAAAUGGAGAAAUUCACAGAGACCCAUGAGCCCACCGUAGUCGCACAUAUGGGCCUGCCUGAGGCCAAGUGCAAACAAGGGAAAUGAGCAGGCAGAGUCUUUUAUCUAUACCACUGUCUCUUCUGGUGGUUAUCUGGUGUUACGGGACAUCAGUGAAAUGUGAAAAAUUACCAUUUGAAUGGUAGAACACAACCAUGCCAACAUGACAUGGUGCUGCGACUUUUAUCUUCUUCUCUCACUCUCUUUUUAAAAAACACAGAUUCUAGUCCUCAUCAAGAGGCAGCCACCACUUUGAAGAUAAAGUGCGUUACUGAGCAUCCACAGGCUGGUGAGGAUGUAACAUUUCAGUGCUGUGCACCUGGAAGGAAUAGAGGCAGUGUGGUUUUUGUUGCCUGGUUUAAGGAUCUAUUCCCAAUUGAGGAAGAAGUAAAAAACCCAGACUCUGAGGAUGGAUCUGGUUUCAUUUCCUGCGUAACUUUCAAAACAGAAAAACAAAGCAAAGAAUAUAGGAUCAGAUGUGAGGUUUCUACUGAAGAUGAAACUUUUGAAGAAACCUAUGUUUUAAAACUUGAUUGAUUUCCAAGUAACAAAGAUAACAGACUUUCUUCAGUGAGGAAAGAUCUGCAUAAAAUGUGCAAAAUAGAAGACUACAUAAAAGUAGAAACACUUAUGAUGCUGUUGAGACAUCUUGAAAAGUAAUAUUGUAAUUUAAGAGUUCUGACUGACUAUGGCAUGCUGUGGGUUUUUUUUUUUUGGCUUUUUUUUUUUGUUUUUAAUUCUCUUAUUUCUUAGACUUUUCAUGAACACAACAGAAGGGAGAUACUUCUCAGGCUCUAUGAAAAUGAAAGGCCAAGAAAAAGUAGGGAAAAAAUCAAAUAAAGGAGUAACAGCUUUGCAGCAACAAAAAAGAAGACACAAAAGAACGAUCUUACAAACUAAAUUAUCUUGUCCAUCAACUAAUUUUUUAUACAUAUAUCAAAUGCAUCUAUGUAAUAAAGCAGAUAGAUUUUAAGUGUAAAGAUUUCAGCUAUGGAUGUCCAGACAACACUUGACAGAAGAAAGUUUUGAAGAGUAUAAUAGCUAUUUCCUACAGAGAUGUUUCUAAAGAUACAGCUAUUGCCUUUAGAAAAACAUCUAUUUACAAACAGUAAUUCUAGGUAAGUCCUAAGGAAGUAUUAUGUAUCCCUGUGGUUUCUGAACCCAGGUUUUCUGAACCUAUUGUUCUUUUGAAUUAAGCUACCCUCAUUUUUUCAGUGACCAACAUGCCUAUGGAGCGCUAAUCAUGUUAGUAAAGUAUUAUUGGUGUUGGCUGUGGAGGAUGGUCGCUUUACCCUCAGGUCAAAACUUACCACUGCUUCACAGAAUAAAGUUGGUCUCAGGGCACUACCUGCUCCAACAAAAUCUAUACAUUUUGCUAGAAGAAUGGGCUCAUCUUAUUCCUACUCAUCUUGCUGAUCCUCUGCUCCCCCCCCCCCCCGCCUCCUCCAUGAAAGCAGUAUUACCUUGCCAGUUUUGCCCCCCCCAGCUUUAAAGCCAAAGCAGAGCUAGCAGCACUUGAAAAAUCCAUCUGAGCCAGAGGCAGGAUGCUGAAAGUACUGUCCCUGCUACUCACAUGCCCUCACCAGUGGAUAGCAGGAGCUUGACAAACAGGAUUGAAUGACCUCAAACCAAGACAUAAAUAUUCCAGUCACUCCAACAUUGCAGCAUAUAGGCAUAUCCAAUAUGCACAAGAGCCAUAUUCUCUCAGGUCAAAGAAGAAAAAAUAAAACAAGAUUUUACUCACAAGCUGGAAGAAGAGAGGGUCACAGCCAGCAGAAGUGAGGGACAAAAGCACUGGCUUUGUGGCAAAGCUGACCCCCACCAGAUGCAAGGGCCCAGCCACAAGCAGAGGGUGCUCAGAAAUGCCCUUGGAGGAGGGGCAGAGCUACUGACUCAGGCACACCCAGAGGCUGCUGGAGGGGAAGGGGUGAGACAUUUAACAUAAAACGUGGGAACAGCUUCAUUCUUGCUGCAAAGGCAGCAUCAGGUGCUAUUUGGGUCAGCUGCCUGCCUCUUUGACCUCGGAGUACUGAACCCUAAUAGGAAAAUCCUGGCACUGAUGAACUCCCUGGCAAAACUUGCUUGGAUUUACAGGCCCAGGAUUUAACAUGGGGGACCUGAUUUGAAACUCGCUGAAGUCAAGGACUCUUAUUACCCUCGUUGACCUGGGAUGCACUCUUUGUGCCUUAACUCUAAGCAUAACUGAUCAAAAUGACUAAUAACACCAACAACAAUGCUAUUUA